UGGCGUGCACGGAUAUCCAAUUCAUUCCACCUGCACAAGCUGCUCCCUUCAUUCUCAUUUGAAAAUUCAUCAAUUCAUUUUGGCAAAGAUUUCCACGUUCUUCAAUUUUCGAGUAGUUCGGAAUGGAUUCGAAGUUUGCCUCAGCCAAGAAAGAGGUUCUAGUUGAAAUGGUGAAGUUAGCUCAAAAGCGACAGUUGAAAGGAAGUAAAGGAGGGUGGAAAGAUUUUUUGGGAUCAUAUGACAAGUUUGGGACUAGCUUGAAUGAUCCAUCGAAGAGGUCCACUGAUGUACUGCUUGCUUUCUUGAAGACAUUUAGCCAAGAGGAUGACUUAAAGGUGUUUCAAUGUCAUUCGAAUCGUGAUUCUGUUGAGCAGCUCCGGAAAAGUUCCCUACACAGUGAAUCCGCCAAACAGAGAUUGGUUUAUUUAACUUUUGAGCACCAUCAAUAUCCCGCAGAUUACUCAUUUCCAUCACAUGAAGAGGGGUGGUUUGUCACUGGAAGGAGUGAAAAGUCUAAUUUCAUUCACUCAAAGGCAAUGGUUGCAGUUGAUUGCGAAAUGGUUCUUUGCCAAGAUCAUACUGAAGCUUUAGUCAGAAUCUGUGCAGUGGACCGUAAUUUAGAGGUUAAACUCGAUGAAUUUGUGAAUCCUGACAAACCAAUUGCAGAUUACAGAACUGAGAUUACUGGAAUAACUGCUGAAGAUUUAGAUGGAGUUACUUGCUCAUUGGUUGAUGUACAGAUGUCCAUGAAGAAGCUAUUAUCACAUGGAACAAUAUUGAUCGGCCACAGUUUACACCAUGACCUUUGUGCUUUGAAGCUAGAUCAUGCUAGAGUGAUUGAUACAUCAUAUGUCUUCAAAUAUCGGGAUCAGCCUUCGUAUAGAAGGCCUUCUUUAAAUAGCCUGUCUAAGGUGCAACAGUCCGAGAUGGCAAAGCUGCUUGUCCAUAGGAUACCAGUGGCUGUUUCUAGCCAAGAUCUGCACAAAUUUAUUCCUGGAGACUACACCGUAGAAAUUAAGGCUAAUAAAAAAGUGCAAGCAGACAAGUAUUCUGCCUUUGCCAAUUUCAAAAAUCAGCAAGAGGCAAAUGAGGCAUUUGAUAAGCUUGAAGGCAACCUAGAGAAGGACACUGGCGGACGAUUUCAGAAGCUCGUUUCGUUUCAUCUUGAUUCCAGUAUAUCAGGAGUUCUGUGUGUUGUUAAGAUGACUGCCAAUAAUUAUUCCAAAGAGUUUCCUGUCCCAAUGAAGAGGUUAUUAGAAGACGACAAGGGCGUGGGAGAGCCAAAGAAACUCUGGACAGAAAAUCAUUGUACAGAGUUGAAGGACGCUACUAGUGCAGGUUGUAAUCAUUGUAAAACUCACUUGAAGGAGAUUGAGGGACUGAAGAAAGAACUAAGCCGAAGAGACGAAAAGAUCUCCAACUUGAACAAACUCAUUGUUAACCUUGAGAAAACAAGGAUUGAAAAGGUUAGAGAUUAGGAAAUUGUUAAUAUGGCAAGAACAUGUUCCUUGUAUAUAUGGUAAAGGCUUACAAUCCCGAUAAUUUUGUAAAUAUAAACGGGAGUUAUCGGGAAUUACUUUCCUUUCUUUUUUAAGAUUAGUUGCAUCCUUUCCUUUUUGGAAUUACUUGUAAGCACUAUAUAAACCCGACAUGUUUGAGGGAAUAAUCAAGCAAUUCAUACCUGA
Molecule: messenger RNA, 1685 nt
Organism: Lycium barbarum (goji berry)
Lineage: Eukaryota; Viridiplantae; Streptophyta; Magnoliopsida; Solanales; Solanaceae
Product: small RNA degrading nuclease 3-like
Exons: 11
Coding region: 123-1478 (451 amino acids)
Cellular component (GO): nucleus
Molecular function (GO): exonuclease activity; nucleic acid binding
Source: RefSeq, a predicted model, not a curated record